CGACUUGCAUGGAAAGAAGAUCCUGGUCCUUGGGGCCCACGGGUCUUUGGAAGCUGCCUUGCAGUGCCUGUUCCAGAGAAAAGGCUCCAUGACCAUGAGCUCCCGGUGGGACACGCCGCAGCUCCAAAGCAAGCUUCAAGAGGCUGACAUUGUGGUCCUAGGCUCAGCCAAGCCGGAGGAGGUUCCCCUUUCCUGGAUACAACCAGAAACCAUUGUUCUCAACUGUUCACAUGACUUCCUCUCAGGGAAGCUUGGAUGUGGUGUUCCUGGGGUAAAUUUUAGUGGUCUCUUUGCAGAAGAUGAUGUGAGUCUUCUUGCUGCAGCUCUGCGGAUUCAGAAUAUGGUCAGUAGCGGCCGGAGGUGGCUUCGGGAACAGCAACACUCCAGGUGGAGACUGCACUGCCUGAAGCUUCAGCCUCUGUCCCCUGUUCCGAGCGAUAUCGAGAUUUCUAGAGCACAGACCCCCAAAGCCGUGGAAGUCCUUGCCAAGGAGAUAGGAUUGCUCGCAGAGGAAAUUGAAAUCUAUGGCAAGAGCAAAGCCAAAGUGCGUUUGUCCCUCCUCGAGAGGUUAAGGGAUCAAGCAGAUGGGAAAUACGUCAUCGUGGCCGGGAUCACCCCCACGCCCCUCGGGGAAGGGAAGAGCACGGUCACCGUGGGGCUCGUGCAGGCGCUGACCGCGCACCUCAACAUCAACUCCUUCGCCUGCCUGCGGCAGCCUUCCCAAGGGCCGACUUUCGGAGUGAAAGGAGGAGCUGCGGGCGGCGGGUAUGCUCAGGUCAUCCCCAUGGAGGAGUUCAACCUUCAUCUGACUGGGGACAUCCAUGCCAUCACCGCUGCCAAUAACUUGCUGGCUGCUGCUAUCGAUACAAGGAUUUUCCACGAAAGCACCCAGACAGAUAAGGCUCUCUAUAAUCGACUGGUUCCUUCUGUGAAUGGUGUUCGAGAAUUUUCAGAAAUUCAGCUUGCUCGCCUGAAAAAACUGGGAAUUAAAAAGACUGAUCCGAGCUCACUGACAGAAGAGGAAAUCAGUAAAUUCUCGCGGCUCAACAUCGACCCGUCCACCAUCACCUGGCAGAGAGUACUGGAUACAAAUGACCGAUUUCUACGGAAAAUGACAAUUGGGCAGGCUGACUCCGAGAAAGGGCACUGCCGAGAGGCACAGUUUGACAUUGCAGUGGCCAGUGAGAUCAUGGCGGUGCUGGCCCUGACCGACAGCCUUGCAGACAUGAAGGAGCGGCUGGGGAGAAUGGUAGUGGCCAGUGACAAAAAUGGGCAGCCCGUGACAGCAGAAGAUUUGGGGGUGACAGGUGCUUUGACAGUUUUGAUGAAAGAUGCAAUAAAACCAAAUCUGAUGCAGACCCUGGAAGGGACGCCCGUGUUCGUGCAUGCCGGCCCCUUCGCCAACAUCGCCCAUGGCAACUCCUCCGUGCUGGCUGACAAAAUUGCCUUAAAAUUGGUUGGUGAAGAAGGAUUUGUAGUCACUGAAGCCGGUUUUGGUGCCGACAUUGGAAUGGAGAAGUUCUUCAACAUCAAGUGCCGGACUUCUGGGCUGGUGCCCAACGUCGUGGUGCUGGUGGCCACGGUCCGAGCCCUUAAGAUGCACGGAGGUGGACCAAAUGUAACUGCUGGCGUCCCUCUUAAGAAAGAAUAUACCGAGGAGAACAUCCCACUGGUGGCAGACGGCUGCUGUAACCUCCAGAAGCAAAUCCAGAUCGCCCAGCUCUUUGGGGUUCCCGUGGUAGUGGCCAUAAACGUCUUCAAGACGGACACCCGGGCCGAGAUCGACUUGGUGUGUGAGCUGGCCAAGCGGGCAGGCGCCUUCGACGCCGUCCCCUGUUACCACUGGUCCAAGGGCGGGAAGGGGUCAGUGGACCUGGCGUGGGCCGUGAGAGAAGCCGCGAACAAAGGCAAUCGUUUCCAGUUCCUGUACGACGUGGAGCUUCCAAUUGUGGAAAAGAUACGAACCAUUGCCCAGACCGUCUAUGGAGCCAAAGACAUCGAGCUCUCUCCCCAGGCACAAUCCAAAAUAGAUCGCUACACACAGCAGGGUUUUGGAAACUUGCCCAUCUGCAUGGCAAAGACCCACCUGUCUCUCUCUCACGAGCCUGACAAGAAAGGUGUGCCCCGGGAUUUCAUUUUACCCAUCAGCGACGUCCGGGCCAGCAUCGGCGCCGGCUUCAUCUACCCUUUGGUUGGAACGAUGAGCACCAUGCCAGGCCUGCCCACUCGGCCCUGCUUUUACGACAUAGAUCUGGAUACCGAAACGGAGCAAAUUAAAGGCUUGUUCUGAAGGAAGAAGAUUUUCACAGGACCCCACUCAGAGAAGUCAGCGACUGGCUCAGAUUAUCCUGCUCAUGAGAACAGAAGCCACGACCCAGCCAGCUCUGCUCACCCAGGCGCCCCCGUUCUCACUCCAGUCACAGGGUAACGAAGCUUCUGGAAGACACCAGCUAUUUGCACAAAACUGCAAUUUGCAGUGCACGGCCAUUUCUUUUUGAUAUCAAAAGAUAAUUAUUUGGCUGUGGGACGUGGUGGCUUUGUCAAAAUUCAGACAGACCGGAGUAGGUCUGCCUCUGAACUCUUCAUUGACUGGCGCUUUCCCACCCUUUGACACAAGACAUCUUCUUUGUAAACUGCUCAGUGCUGUUCUGGGCUGGCCGGGCAGUGGUUCAGAACCCUCCCUAGACCCUGUUUGAGCAAGUGGAGAAGGAGCCGGUGUGUUCAGCUCAGGCCUCUGCAGAACGGCCCUUCCCCCUGGGGUGAUCACCUUGCGAACAUUCCUGAGCUUCCCUGGACCACUCCUAAGAAUCAGAGUUCUGUGGCUGCUAACUGAGCAUCAUCCAAGGCCGUCUACUGGGACGCACUGGGGCACCGGGAGAGGAAACCCCUGGCCUCCGUGGCGGCCCUGGGACACUGCAGAGCGUUAUGCUGGAGGAAGCCUGUGCAGGCUGGUGAUGCCCACUUCAGCCCCCUUGGCUCUCCUGCUGACUUCACCCUCUAGGAAAUUGGAUGCGUCUUAUGCGAACCUGAGAGGCCAAGAAGUCACCGGAAUGGGAGCUCCUGCUCCUCCUCCCCAGGGCUGCCCUGCUGUGCGUUCACUAUUGUUAGAAUAAGCGCCUGACUCAGGCCUUUGGACUUCACCAAACAGGAGUAAUUUAAACAGGUUGUUUGUCCCUAUGAAACUGAUCCUGCCAUACAACUAUGAUUCCUUUGUUUAAAGAUGAUUGCAUUUCGGGGGUUGGUUUUUUCCUUUUUCUCCACCCUUUUUGUGUCUCCUUCGGGACCUUCAUCAUAUUUCUGAGCCCUGGCAAGAUUCACAUGAACACAGUGAAGUCGGGCAGACUCCUCAAAGCAGAAGUGUACUCUCUUACACUUUUCUGAUGUGCAAAAGUUAUGUUCGUUAUCGAAUCUCAUUGACUCUGGUCCUCCCAUGUUAGUUUUUUGUACCAAAGAAGGAGUAUUACCCCAGCUCAUUUCUCCCCUAAACUGCCUGCAGAGCAAAAUUUAAUAAUAACAUAAAUUUAUCCUGGAUGCUGCUGGCAGCCCGUCUGUGGACAGAAACCCCGAGUAGCAAAGCGCAGGGUUUCCUGGUUCAAGGAGCAGCUGACAGAUUUUUCAUCGCCUUUAUGUUUCUAGAGAAAAGUCCUCAGCUCAUCACUGCACAGGCCCUUGCUUUAGAGCACCCGCCUCGUCGUUUCCCCGUCCCAGGGAGGGUCGAAGUAGGCUGGAAGCCCAGGCUACUUCAAUCAAAGGUGGUGGUAGGUAAAUGUGGGGGUGACCUCAUGAACAUCUCAGAGCCCGUGCCAAUGAAAUGUGUGACUAAAUGGAAUUGGAGGCACACGGCGCAAAAUCUUCGUUCCCUUUCGAAGAAACCUGUCCUGGGUACUUUCUCACCUGGGCUACUGGUGUCUUAAAUGUACAAAUCAGACUGUUUUCUUGCCAGCCGUUUAAGGUUUUGGGUUUUUUUGUUGUUGUUUUUAAGAUUUUUUUACUUAUUCAUAC
Condylura cristata (star-nosed mole) is the source of this 4002-nucleotide messenger RNA. RefSeq names its product methylenetetrahydrofolate dehydrogenase (NADP+ dependent) 1-like (gene MTHFD1L). NCBI's taxonomy places the organism in Eukaryota, Metazoa, Chordata, Mammalia, Eulipotyphla, Talpidae. The record is from RefSeq and is a predicted model, not a curated record. Gene Ontology annotation, molecular function: methylenetetrahydrofolate dehydrogenase (NADP+) activity; ATP binding; formate-tetrahydrofolate ligase activity. The coding region runs from base 89 to 2290 and encodes 733 amino acids. The transcript is spliced from 22 exons.